Conger conger (European conger) is the source of this 1043-nucleotide messenger RNA. RefSeq names its product TM2 domain containing 2 (gene tm2d2). The record is from RefSeq and is a predicted model, not a curated record. The transcript has 4 exons. Lineage: Eukaryota; Metazoa; Chordata; Actinopteri; Anguilliformes; Congridae. Bases 367 to 1038 code for a protein of 223 amino acids.
UCCAAAAUGGACGACAUGGAUGAUAAAAUGUUUUUACAUUGCCUAUGAACGCUGUCGAAAUCUUCUAAAUUUACUUCAUAUAUUAGCGCAUCUGAUCGUAAAGGACAGAUUGUGUGUAAUGUAAGAUAUAAUAUGUGUGAGAUGUACCAACAAGCUAAUAUGUUGGUGGAUAUGUCCACACCGUCAUUGCUGACUAGCACGGGAAACAAACUCGAUUAGCUAGCUAGCUUGAUAGCAGUCAAAAUCAAACAGAUAUUAUACGCUUGACAUUUCUGCGCCAUUAAUAUGUAGUCACAGUUAGCAAAGUUUAAGCAAAGCUUAACUUAAACAUAGUUUAAUCGCUUGCUAUACUCCGUCAAAGUGAAGAUGUUCCGCGUUUCUGUGAGCUACAUUCUACUGUGCGGCCAGAUUCUGCUUCUUCUGACCGUGUUGUUGUUGCAAUGUUUGGAAGGGACUCAUUCUCAGAACGCGUCGACCACACCUGGGAACCGAGGUACAACGGCUGCAUUUGGAGACCAAGAUAACGGGACAUUUCGUACCAUACCAACUGACCACGCGAAUGAACACCAAAACGUCUUGGAAUACAGGCCCCCGUCGCCUGUUGUGCUCUGUAGCUAUCUGCCAGAUGAGUUUAUAUAUUGUCAACCACCUGUGGACCACACCGGGAAUACGACUGCUUAUCAGGAGCUGGGCCAUGGUUGUGUGAAGUUUGGGGGCCAGGUGCAUAAGGAUGUGAACCACACGCGUGUGAUCUGCACGGCGCUGGAGGGCAUCGAGUGUGCAGGGCCCAAAGAGUUCCUGAGGGGGAACGAGCCCUGCAUCAAGUACACGGGACACUACUUCAUCACCACGCUGCUGUACUCCUUCUUCCUGGGCUGCUUCGGGGUGGACCGCUUCUGCCUGGGCCACACGGGCACGGCCGUGGGCAAGCUGCUCACCCUGGGAGGGCUGGGCAUCUGGUGGUUUGUGGACCUGAUUCUGCUCAUCACCGGCGGGCUGAUGCCCAGCGACGGCAGCAACUGGUGCACUUUCUACUGAGGAGA